This is a messenger RNA of Centruroides sculpturatus (bark scorpion), 4526 nucleotides long. Its product is annotated as two pore calcium channel protein 1-like. The coding region runs from base 251 to 2806 and encodes 851 amino acids. The record is from RefSeq and is a predicted model, not a curated record. Gene Ontology annotation, cellular component: membrane. The transcript has 19 exons. Gene Ontology annotation, biological process: transmembrane transport; monoatomic ion transport. Lineage: Eukaryota; Metazoa; Arthropoda; Arachnida; Scorpiones; Buthidae. Gene Ontology annotation, molecular function: monoatomic ion channel activity.
AAGGAAACCAAAACCUUAGCGACGUGUCGGUAUACACGUCACAAGUUUAAUCGCUAAUCAGAGUUGCUUUUGUUUCUUGCAGUCUCCUCCCACCAGGUAUCGAGAGGCGGGUGUCCCAACAUUUUGAUAUAUUCUCAGUAAAAGCGUUAAAUUAUGAUUAAUAAUAAAGGAAUCAUGAAGAAGAUGAAAAAUGUGUAAUUUUAAGAAAUGUAUAUUUAUGUGAUUUGUAUGGAUUAAAACUUGGGAAAAUAUGGCAGAAGGAUUUUCAUCUGAACUAAUAUCUAAUGAAAAACCACAUGUUGAUCAAGAAAGUGUUGAAUUGCAUUCAAUUGGCAGUGAAGCUUCAACAUUGCCAGCUGGUGAUGGUGUUUCAGAUAAAAUAUCUACAACUAUCAAAAAAUCUGAUCAUAUGAAUAAUCUACCAAAAAUUGUGAAGGAACGGGUAGUGUCUUUUUCAAAAAACAUAGACAAUGUUUGCAUCUUUACUGGAGAUAAAUCAAUAGAAGCUGAUGAUAAAUCAGAUGUACCUAUUUUAGAAAAUAAUUUAAUUCUAGCUUCAACUUUAGUUGUUGAUGCAAAAAAUGGUCGUCAUUCAGAUUUUGAAAUGAAUGAUAAAAGUGUGAGAAUGUAUAUAAUAUAUCAUCAUAGUGGUCUUAGAUACCUACUUUACUUUUUCAUCUUAUUACAUCAUUUUGUAGCUGUAUUUGAAAAACCUGCUUUCAAAAGCUGGGAACUUCCAUAUUGGGUUACAAUGGCACUUGAGCUAGCAUGUCUUUCAUUUUACGUAUUUCGUCUUCUGCAUUUAGCUUCAUUUCUUCCUCUUGAUAAAUUUUGGCGUGAUAAGAAAAAUCUUCUUAUUUUAUCUGCAAUACUAUUAACAGGUAUAGAUAUGAUCUGUUAUGCUGUACUAGUGAAUGCUGGACAUUCUGAUAUUUCGGUUCGAUGGUCAAGACCACUUCGUCCUAUUUUUAUAAUAAACUUCAGUGAAAAUAAACAGGUAAGAAGAGCAUUUCGAAAUAUUAGGAGGACAUUGCCCGAUAUUCUGAAUGUUUUGAUCCUGUUCUUUUUAAGUAUAGGAUUAUUUUCACUUAUGGCUCAGAAAUUAUUUAAAAAAAGAAAUUUGACAUUUCCUGAUGGAAGUCCAUAUUUUACGAAUUAUCUAGAUACGUUUUUUGAUCUAUAUGUACUCGUAACAACUGCUAAUAAUCCAGAUAUAAUGAUGCCAGCUUAUGAUGAAAAUCAUUUUUCUGCAUUUUUCUUCCUUGCAUAUUUAGUCAUAUGUUUAUACAUAUUUAUGAAUAUCUUUCUGGCAGUCAUAUAUAAUAAUUAUAGGAAACAUUUAAAGAAUGAAGUUAAAAAAGUUGUCUAUAUGAAAAGACAGAGUUUAUCAAGAGCAUUUGAUAUAUUAAAGAUAAAAAUUGCAAACAAAUGUGCUUUGGAUUAUAAAAGAUUUAAUGCAUUAUUAAAAACCAUUCCACCAAAACGAAGUCCAAUGUUGGUCAACAUUCUUUGGUUUGUUUUGGACAGUGAUAAUGACAAUCUAAUAGGAAAAGCAGAUUUUUUGCAUUUAGCUGAUCUGUUAAAUGUUGCUGUUUCUGAAGUUAAAGAUAGAAAAACAAUAUUUGAUAAAGUCAUGCCAAAAUUUUAUCACUCUAAAGCUUCAAAGUUAUUCCGUACUGCUGUUUCUCAUAAAUAUUUCAGAUAUUUAUUUGACAUUUUUAUUUUAUUGAAUGCUGGAUUAAUUGCUGCUGAUAUAAAUGAAGCAGAAUGGUGUUUUCUCGCUCUUUUUAUGUUUGAAAUAAUAUCAAAAAUAUACACAUUUGGCAUCAAAGAAUUUUUUCGGAAAUUAUGGAAUAUAUUUGAUUUUGUUGUAAUUGGUGCUGCAGUUGUUGCAACUGCAGUUGAAACUGCUAUAGGAGAUACUGGUGAUGAUAAAAGUAGAACAUUGGAUAUUCUUCUUGUUUUAAGAGUACUCAGACUUGUUAAAAUAGUAGGUGGUAUAAACAGAUUUCAAGUCAUUGUAGUAACAAUUAUGAACUUAGGUCCUUCAAUCUUGACAUAUGGUGGUGUAUUAUGUGUGAUGUUUUAUACUUUUGCCAUUAUUGGUAUGGAAGUUUUUCAGAACAAAAUUACAUACCAUGGGUAUAAUGAAACGGAUCCAUCUGAAAUGUUUUGUGGAAACCCAAAACUCAAUGGUUCAGCAUUUUAUAAUAGUCGUUACUGUAGUAAUAAUUUCAACAAUAUUUUUAAUGCAAUGGUCAUUUUAUUUGAACUCAUGGUUGUUAAUCAAUGGCAUAUUCUGACGAGUGGAUUUGUAAUUGUCACCAGUAAAGCUGCUCGAAUAUAUUUCUUUUUAUUCCAUUUAACUUGUGUCAUAAUUGUACUUAACAUUUUUACAGCUUUUGUGCUAGAAGCCUUCAUAUUGGAAUACUCAUUUUCAAAAAGUAAAUUAGAAAGUGCAAUUGAAACGAAAAUUGAAGAGAUGGGAUUAAGAUUAGGCCGGAAGCAGACUCAUGUUCAAAAUGAAACUGAUAAAGAUACUUUGGUGUCUAAUGCCGACUUAGAUCUUCAGUUAGAUAGUGAUCAUGAUUAUCAGGAUGAUGAAGUGGAUUCCAGAGAAAGAGCACCUUCAAAUCUACCAGAUCUUUCACAUGAAACAGAGAUACGUUUUCGAAUUUCUAAAAAUAAAAACGUUGAAAAUUUGUUACAAAAAAUGUUUGAAAAUGAAUUAGAUGUUGAAGACAUUGGCCCAGAGGAUAUUGAUGAUAUGGAUAUUUCUGCAGAUAUUCAAAAAAUUAUUUUCUAGUCUUAUUAUAAAAGAUAUAUAUAUACAUAUAUAAAUAGAUAAUAUAUUUUAAAUGUUUAUGUUACAUUACAAAUGUUUUUUUUUAAUUAUUAAGUAUAUAAAUUGGAGCAAAUUAAUUGCUUCAUGUUUUGAAUUUUGUUUUUUUAAUAAACUAAUUGAAAUGACUGAUUCUGUGGAAUAAACAUUUGUUUUUACAAUACAUUGCAGAUAUAUAAGAAAAUUAAAUGCAUUUGAUUUUAUUAACUUCUAAAUGUAUAACACUUCUAAUGAUAGACAGCAUCUAAGAAAAGUAAAUUUUGUUUUUGUUAAUAUACUUGUGUAUAAAAUGACAUAUAAAACCAAACAUUAUAAUCAAAUAAUACAGCUAAAUUCUUAUUGGGCUAUCUAGCCAGAUUUUUAAUUUGAUAUCUUAUUAAUUAAUUAGCCAUAUUUUAACCAAUAAGAAUUCAGAUGUAUCAUUUGAUUAUAUUUGUAUAACUAUUUAAAAAAUAUAUCUUUUCUAGAGAAUAACAAACAAUAAAACUACUUUAUUGGUUUAAAAAAUAUUACAGAAUUAACACAUCGGCAAGAACUUUUAAGUCUAGCUUGUCAUCAGGCUGAAUCAACUUGGAAAGUUUGAAUGUUGCAAAAGCAAAGCUGUUGCUAGAUAAUGCUUGAUCUGUUGUAGUUCCAUAAGCUUACAGAGCUCUGAACUCAAAAAUGUCUGUUGAUGUGUUAGUUCUCUAAUAUUGUUUACUCCAGUAAAAUAGUUUUUUGUUUAUUCUGUAACUUUGGAAUUGUUUAUCUUUUCUACAUAAAAUAUUCAUAUAAAGUAUAAAUCCUAUUAUUUAACUUAAACUGCAUAUCUUUCCAAACAAAGAAAUUAAGAAUUAGAUAAAGAAAUGUAUUUAGCUCCAUAUUGGAAUCAAUGCAUUAUUUUCCCUUUUAGGUGAAAUAUCUAUUAGUAAUGAAGUAAAUGCCUAUUAUAAUAAUCAGAAUUUUGGUUAUUGACAAUCCAUUUAUAAUCAAUUAUCAACAACUAGUUUUACCAUAAACCAAACAGUGUUUUUCAGUCUUGGUUUCUUUUAAUGGGUGAUCAUAAAAUUUAUACUGUGUUUAUUUGUUAGGAAAUCAGAUGCUUACUAAUUUCACAAGUAAAUAUAUUUUUAUUAAAGUUUUCAGAGUUUUUCUGUUUUAUACAUAGGUAAAUUACAAGGAAUUUUACAAUUGUAAAUUAUUUUGUAUGAUUAAAGAAUCUAUUGGUGUUCUCAGGAAAAAAUUUAGAUGGCUGACCUGCAGUGUUAUCUGGCUGCUAUUGUAAAUUUUCCUACAAAUCUCAGUUAAUGACAAUAAAACAAAUACUCAUAAUUAUAACAUUCAUUAGUAUACUAAUCUAUAGUCUAAUUUCUUUAAAAAUAUAAUAAUAAAUAUUUUUAAUUGGUUUAAAGGAAAUAUUUAACUGCUUGAUCAACCAGCUAAAAUUUAGUUUGGGGAGAACACUGAUAUAUGGUCUGUUUCUUCAAUUUAACAAUUAUAUUGUCAAAUGUUAGUUAUCUGACAAGUCUUUAAUGUAUAGAAUUUAAGUUUGUUUUGCAAGAAUAACAGCAAAAACUAAUUUGCUGACUGAUAAUGCUCAGAAAGAAAAAUAUGCAAAUAUAUGAUUAGGAAAUGAAAUUUCAAUUAUAUCAGAGUAUUAAUUUUAUUUAAUAAUCUUUUGGAUAAAGAUUAUUUUUUGAUAACU